AUGAAGUACGAGACCAAGCCCCUGCGGAAAGUGCUAGAUAGUUUGUACUGUGCACAGAUGGACGAGAGACGCAAUCGGGUCAACAGGCCACAUUCUCAAACGUUUCAGUGGAUCUUCUGUCCGAAAGCGGAGGACGACACGUUCCGGGAUGACUUCGUGGACUGGCUUUGCUCGCCCACUACGCGCGCCGUCUAUUGGAUCCGCGGAAAGGCAGGGUGUGGAAGUCUACACUUAUACGUGAACUUGACCAGAAAGUUUCAAAAGAGCAGUACGACCUCCACGACUCGGCCCGGGAACGUGAAACUCUACACGUCUCGUCCUAUCUGUGGGACGCUGGCUUACAAAGGAAGACUUCAAUCCAUACGUCCACGACCAGCUAUUGGACAGCAAUCUGUUCCGGGUGCAACAACGGCGCUACCCGAACCUCCUGACAAAUAUAUCGCACGAAAUCAUUCUCAAAAGGCAGACGGCGUAUUUCUCUGGGUCCGACUGGUGGUUCGAGAGCUCUUGAAAAGAGUCAGGGACGGUGAGUCUGCCUCUGAACUCCUGGAUCAACUUCACGCGAUCCCGCCGGAUCUCGACAACUGUUUCAUGCGCAUGAUGGAAACAAUAGAGCCGAGGUAUCGACAAGCCGCUUCGACCAUGCUCCAGAUUGCUUUUUGCAGGAUGGAUUUUACACUCGACCAACCCAGCCUCAACGUCAGGCCAACAGCGGGCCCCGCUUUGUUGCUCUUGCAUCUCCAGUAUCUCGAUGAGGUAGAUGCCCCCAAUUUUGUCAACUGUCCGGACUUCAGACCUCUCAUGUACGACGAUGAAGACGAAGUCUCGUACUGGGUAGAGACGCUUGACCGAAGACUUACGAGUGGCUGCAUGGGCCUCCUCGAGGCGGGGAAAAUAUUGCCGGGACAAAGCCUGUGGGAAAUCAAAGUCGACUUUCUCGACCAAACUGCGAGAGACUUUAUGUGCACGCGCGAGGCGCAGAGUAUAUUUCACAGGUACACCGAUGGCCCGUGCGAUGCCCAUAUGUACCACUGCAAUUUCCUGGUCGCAGAUAUCAUGAGCCUCCACCAACUCCCUAGCUCAUAG
Messenger RNA from Exophiala aquamarina CBS 119918, 1086 nucleotides. RefSeq lists its product as uncharacterized. The coding region runs from base 1 to 1086 and encodes 361 amino acids. The transcript has 2 exons. Lineage: Eukaryota; Fungi; Ascomycota; Eurotiomycetes; Chaetothyriales; Herpotrichiellaceae. The record is from RefSeq and is a predicted model, not a curated record.